Messenger RNA from Penicillium malachiteum, 1098 nucleotides. RefSeq names its product glycoside hydrolase family 16 protein. The record is from RefSeq and is a predicted model, not a curated record. Gene Ontology annotation, molecular function: glycosyltransferase activity; hydrolase activity, hydrolyzing O-glycosyl compounds. NCBI's taxonomy places the organism in Eukaryota, Fungi, Ascomycota, Eurotiomycetes, Eurotiales, Aspergillaceae. The transcript has 2 exons. Gene Ontology annotation, cellular component: fungal-type cell wall. Gene Ontology annotation, biological process: fungal-type cell wall organization; carbohydrate metabolic process. Bases 1 to 1098 code for a protein of 365 amino acids.
AUGAGGAACUUCUUUAGCAUUGCGACUCUGGCAGCUUUAGCUAGCUAUGCUGCCGCUCAGACAUCUACAACAUGUAAUCCUCUCAACACAACAUGUCCCGCAGACUCAGCCCUGGGCACUGAGCACACAUGGUGGUUUAACGAGACGCUCGACUCCACUAUUUGGGACAUGACAGAUGGAUCCAUCGACUAUACCGACGAAGGAGCCGAAUUCACCCUCAGUUCAAACGGAUCGUCUCUUCUGUUGAAAUCAAACUUUUAUAUUUUCUUCGGAGUCGUCGAAUCAUGGGUCAAGAUGGCUAAGGGUGCUGGUAUCAUCAGUAGUAUCGUUUUGGAAUCCGAUGAUCUUGAUGAAAUUGAUUGGGAAUGGGUUGGAUAUAACACAAGUGAAGUACAGACCGACUUUUUCGGAAAGGGAAACACUACAACAUACGAUCGCGGCGCAAACUACUACGUCGAGAAUGCCGAUACUGAGUUCCAUAACUACACUACCUACUGGGAUCAUGACCGACUGGAAUGGUGGAUCGAUGGUACUUUGGUUCGAACUGUUAACUACUCCGAAUCUUUGACUGUCUGGGGUAAGAACUACCCCCAGACUCCCUGCCAGGUUGAGGUUGGUAUCUGGCCUUCGGGCGAGGAGGGUGAAUCGACGGGUACUAUUGAAUGGGGUGGAGGUCUGGUUGACUGGGAUGAUGCCCCCUUCACCAUGGUUGUCCAGCGUAUUCGUGUCCAUGAUUUCCACACCGGCAAGGAGUACAAGUAUGGAAAUGAGUCUGGUGACUGGCAAAGCAUUGAAGUUAUCUCCGGUAACUCUACUACUGUGACUGAACUGAACAAAGCCCCGGCGGAGACUCUGGCUGAGAAAUGGGCUAAACUCGGCGAGGGUGCCCACAUCGGAAUCUACGUCGCUGCUGGUGUUGUGGGCGCUGCAUUGAUUGGUGCAUUCGCCUUCUGGUGUAUCCGACAGCGAAGCAAGGGCCGUCUCGAAAACGCACUGGAUGAUACUAAGUACAACGACCAGCUCGCCGAAUCGGAGAACUUUCAGAAUGACUGGAAAAUGAGCGAAUGGAGGAACAGCGGCUACCGACAAGUUAGCUAG